AUGCAGGCUAUCAUCGCACGACUCCAGGUCUACGAGUAUGAGCUCCAAAGUGGCGUGAAAGUGGUUGCAAAGAUGAGCAAAGCCGGAGGCACAUGGGCUUUUAGCGCUUGGAUGCAGAGCUGCUGGAGGAUGAGCUUGUGGUUUGUUUCACAAGCGAGACUUUCAGCCUGGGAUGAAGAUUGUUGGUUGCGCUUGAUGGGAAUGACUCCACAAGAAUGGUUUCUUUUCAAGGCGUCUGCAGUGCAAGUGGCGCUUGGACAAAAAAUCUGGGGCCACUGCCCAGUUUCAGCACUUGUGCACGAACCUCAUUGGCGCCGGCAAUUGACAUCAUUUGUCCCGAUUUGGGGCUUCAACGCCGCCUUAACCUCCUUGUGGGUCGCCCUGCACUUCAGGUCCCUGGGCCACUUCCCGGUGUUUCUGCUGGUGCUCUUCGCCAGCUGCUGCGCCACCGGCGUCUUCGCGCUGCUGGCGAUGCUGGCGGAGCUCAGCGGGGGCUGGGCGAAGGCGCCUUUCACGCUGCCCUUCUGCGUUGUUGGUCUCUUCCUGGUGGCUGUCGAGCGUUGCCUGCUGCGCCUCGAUAUGUGCACCAAACAAAAACCUCCAGAGUGUACAGAGGAAAACUUGGCCACUCCCCGAUGGCACUUGGUUUUCGGGCUUGUGGACCAAAAAUUCGUUGCCAAAACACAGCUAGGUUCCAAGGAGCUCUCCUUGCCCGGGAAGAACUACCUGAACUUGGGCGGCUUGACCUUGUUCAUCGUCUUGAUGUACUACUUCCUGCAGGAAGGCGAUCCCUGCGGCAGCUUAAUCCUGUGGGUUGUGGCCAUCUUGGCGUGCUUGAUGGGUCUGCACCUGGUGGCUUCCGUGGGAGGUGGCGACAUGCCCGUGUGCAUCACUGUCCUGAACUCCUACUCCGGCUGGGCUCUGGUUGCAGAGGGCUUCUUGCUGAAGAGCAACGUGCUGACCAUCGUCGGCUCCUUGAUUGGCUUCAGCGGAGCUAUCCUGACCAAGAUCAUGUGCGAUGCGAUGAAUCGAGACAUCUUCAACGUGCUCUUUGGUGGAUUGAACAACGCCCCUGUGGUGAAGGGUGCAGACACCGGCCCCAAGGAGCAUGUGGAAUGCAAUGUGGAAUCCUGUGCCGAUAUGAUUGUGAAUGCGAAGGAGGUGCUAGUGGUGCCUGGCUAUGGUAUGGCCAUGGCGCGUGCUCAAACGCCCAUGGGAGAAUUGGCCUCGAUGUUGCGAAAAAACAACAUCAUCCUGAAGUUUGGCGUACAUCCUGUGGCUGGCCGCAUGCCGGGGCAGAUGAACGUGCUCCUGGCCGAGGCAGGUGUGCCGCACGAGUGGGUUUUGGAGAUGGACGAGGUGAACCCCGACAUGGAGAAUUUCGACGUCGUGCUGGUCAUGGGCGCCAACGAUGUGGUGAACUCCGCCGCGCAGGAGCUUGAGGGCUGCGCCAUUUGGGGCAUGCCAGUGAUUGAGGUCUGGCGUUCCAAGAAGGUGGUCUUCUGCAAGCGUUCCAUGGGCGGAGGCUAUGCGGAUCUGGACAAUCCUGUCUUCUACAAGAGCAACACGGAGAUGCUUCUGGGAGACGGCAAGAAGACCGCAGAUGCCCUGGUUGCCAAGGUGCGCGAGCGUUUGGAAGCGGUCUAAGUACGCCUGCUAUCGGCACAACACGCGCACUGCGUCCGGUCGCCAUGGUGUUGCCAUGGCGGCUGCGGCAGUGCGUUGUUUCAACGCAAGGGGCAAAGACCGAGUUGUAAACUGCGAGUUGUAGUCGACUCGUCUUGUGCAAUGCGAAUGGCACAAGAGGGUCAUCGUUUUGGGAGCGCCACUGGAAGAGAAUCCGCUCCAGUGGUGUAACAGGACGGGGUGCGACAAAAUAUCAAGGCG
This is a messenger RNA of Cladocopium goreaui, 1887 nucleotides long. NCBI's taxonomy places the organism in Eukaryota, Dinophyceae, Suessiales, Symbiodiniaceae. The record is from the annotation of a GenBank genome assembly.